AUGCAGAUUCGGGCGCAAGAGCUGCAUGACAUGGCAGCCGCUGCCAAGGCGAGACGCAGCCAGAAGACGCAACCGCCAGAGCCACAUGAGGGAGGAGACGGGCACCCGACAGAAGAUCAGCGGAAGAAGCGGUUAGAGGCAGCCUCCUACGGUGUUGAUGAGCGAGAGACUGCCAUGGCGGAGAAGGGCAAGAUUCGCUUGGCCGCCGACGAGGUCGAGCCAGACGGUCCCGACGACGUCUUCGAUUAUGACAGGGACCUGGAGCCACAGCAGGACGGGCCGCCAGAAGCCCGAGUGGGUAUUGCAUCAUACGUUCUCAUGAAGCAAGUGCACCAUUAG
Symbiodinium sp. CCMP2592 is the source of this 339-nucleotide messenger RNA. Lineage: Eukaryota; Dinophyceae; Suessiales; Symbiodiniaceae. The record is from the annotation of a GenBank genome assembly.